Molecule: messenger RNA, 309 nt
Organism: Amoebophrya sp. A120
Lineage: Eukaryota; Dinophyceae; Syndiniales; Amoebophryaceae
Source: the annotation of a GenBank genome assembly
CCCGGAACAUGCCUGCGCAGCCCCCCCUUGGUACGGGGGGGGGGGCAGCACUUUCGAAGAGGCGCAUCGCGGCGGCCGGAUAGCCAGGCGGGCCGGGCUCCGUCUUUCGCAGUGCGAGAGCCGACCAGCAGCAUGUGGCCACAGGCCCUGUGCUUUGUGUCGCAGCUCGCUAUGCCUGGAAUCAAAAUCAGCAAACACAACUCCGAUCAGCAAACACAACUCCGACAACGCCGACAGCGGGAAGCGCAUGCUUACAGGCCCCGCAUGCCGGGCAAGGGAAUCGCGCCGGGAAACUCUGCGGCAGGCUAA